AUGGACGACUUCUUCAUGAAGGACGGCGCAGCUGCCUCCAGAGGCUCUUCGUCACGGCAAGGAAACAAUACUGUCCAUCGUAAACGUCAAAGGCCUCAGCAAUCUGGAGCUUCGAGCAAUAAGUCAAACACACAGAAUCAAGGCCUGAAAAAAAAACUCAGACGCAACGACCAACACGUGGAUGGUGAUUCUGGAGACGACGAUCAGGAUAUCGAUAAUGUAGAUUUGACUAGCAGAAGCGCUUAUGCUCCUCCUUCCGACGAGGAAUUGGAUGAUGAAGACGAUCCAGAUCAAAUUGGAGAAACCCCAACUCAAAAGAGACUGAGGCUGGCUAAAGCUUAUAUUGAAAAGAUCAAAGAAGACGUUGCUGACGCUGACGAUGUUGAUGCUGAACAAUUGGACCGUGACCUUAUUGCUGAAAGGCUGCAGCAUGAUGCUCUCGAGUCAGCCAAGAAGGCUUUUAAUCGCAUAGCGUCAAAGUAUGCCGAAUGGAGCUCAACUUCGCCAGCAAACUCAAUACGGACAUUCAAGAAUGGCAAGCAUCUAUUAACAGUCACAGCAGUAGCUGUCGGUAUCCCAACUCCACGAGUACUAAGCACUGCUACAUCAUCGACUACCACCAAGGACACCUCUGCCGAUUCAUCAAUGCAACGAUAUCAACAGUUUUUACAGCCCACCGAUGAAAACCCAAGGGGUAAAGCAUCUCUCACCAAAGCACUACCACCUCAACAACCUGUAUAUAUAUUCUCAGCCUCAAAGGACGGAGGCGUAUCGAAACACGACCUUGUCACUCGUAAAUUACUGUGGCAUGUUGCUGGUGGUGUCAAGCCUACCAAAAAGGUUACUGGUGGUCGUGACAAGAUGAUCCAUAUAUGGUCGGCGGUUGAUGGAACUCAUUUGGGUACAUUCAAACAACAUCGUGAUGCUGUUUCUGGCCUGGCAUUCCGCAAAGGACAGUACGAAUUAUAUUCUGCUUCAUUUGAUCGAACCAUUAAGGUUUGGAAUGUGGAAGACAAGACAUAUGUGGAAACAUUAUUUGGACAUCAAGAUUCCAUACCAUGCAUAUCCGCCCUCCAUACACACCGAUGUCUCACAUCUGGUUCUCGAGAUCGGACCGUCCGAAUCUGGAAAAUCCCUGAAGAAUCUCACUUGAUUUUUAGGGCUGGAACAUCAGGAGAUUCUGGAGACAUCCUUCUAGCAGCUGAAGAUCCAGAAGCUGCACGUCGUAUCAGACUACAGAACGCAAAGACAUUCGGUGGCAGUAUUGAUGUCGUGGAAAUGAUUACCGACGAAUAUUUUUUAAGCGCUAGUGAAAGUGGAAGUAUCUCGUUAUGGAAUGUAGGCAAAAAGAAACCACUCUAUACUAGAUUACGAGCUCAUAUAGUCAUCAAGCCUACGGAGACUGGCAAAGAUGCCGUAAUGAAUGUCGAUGGGUUUGCGGAUUCGACGGAUGAAAUCAAGUCAUGGCAAUGUUGGAUUUCAUGUUUGGCUUCUGUUCCGUAUUCGGAUAUGUUUGCAUCUGGUAUGUUUGCACCUGAUGGGAAUGUCAUAUGCGCCUGUGAUGGGUUUCUCCGUGUAUGGAAAAUCGCAGAAAACUUCAAAACAUUCGGACCUCUAUUUGAUAUUCCCAUGGACGGAUUCAUCAACUCUGCCAAAUUCUUUUAUGCGCCAUCGUUAGAGCAAGGAGAAGCUACAGCAGAUGAAAAGACAGCCAAAUCAUCAGACAGCCAGACGCUUUAUGUGGUAGCUGUAGGAGUGCUGGCUGCUGCUACUGCUUAUUUCAAGGAGGGAUUCGAUGAUGACCGUCGAGACUGCAGUCGAGAAAUACCCAAAAAAGAGAAAACUGGAGGUGGCCGAAUGACAUGUGGAAUUCAACAGUUUGAGUUAUACGUGUCUCUAGUCUCACUGCCUUCAACUCGUGCCGAAGGUUUCGUCCUUGAAAGCCACGAGGCCGAGCUUGGCUUCACUGGCCAAAAAGCCAAAGCACGUAGUGAGGAUUAA
Messenger RNA from Synchytrium microbalum, 2001 nucleotides. RefSeq lists its product as uncharacterized. Gene Ontology annotation, molecular function: snoRNA binding; protein binding. The transcript has 10 exons. Gene Ontology annotation, cellular component: small-subunit processome. The record is from RefSeq and is a predicted model, not a curated record. The coding region runs from base 1 to 2001 and encodes 666 amino acids. Lineage: Eukaryota; Fungi; Chytridiomycota; Chytridiomycetes; Synchytriales; Synchytriaceae.